CGAAGUGUGUUGACUGCUGUUUAUAAUAUUUGUAAAUGAUAUUUUGGCGUAAAACUAAAAAUUUCAAUUAAUUAAAUUCAAAUGGAACAUAUUAUUGAACUCUAACAGAUAUAUUAUUGAGUUGUAAAUACAAAAAUACCAAACAAUGGCCGACAAACUAACUCUCGAUAAACAUGAAAUGAAAGAUCGGGCUACGGCCCAUCUUAGAAUAUACGUCGGUGGUCUCAAGGACGAUGCAACUGUGGACGAUGUUUACAAUCAUUUCAUUGAAUACGGCCAGAUAGACGGCAUUGUAGUAAGCCGGGUUUUCGGUUUUGUUCAGUUUCAUCAGGAAUCUAGUGCGAAUGAAGCUAUUGCUAAAGCCAACGGUAGUGUGUUUCAAGGGAAGAAAAUAACAGUGAGACCUGCAAAUAUCAAUGGGCCACUAGUAAGGCGAGAAUCAGAAGUAGUUAAUAUAAAACCAGAUGUACAACCAGCUGUUGCCCUUAAUGAUAAUCUAUCGGCUUUAGAAGAUGUUCCUGAUGAACCCUAUGAUAGCUAUGGCAACUAUAUUGGAGACAAAAGAGAUGACUAUGAAGAUUUUGGGCGGGAUUCACUGCGUGGAGGGCUUCGGGGCAGAGGACGAGGCAGAGGCAGGGGUCGAGGCGGUCCAGUAGGAGCGUUUAGAGAUCACUCACCACCUAGAGGUAAAGACUGGUCUGAGAAUAGGUCUUACGAUCGUUUUUCUCAGCCCGAGUAUCCGCGCGCAUUGCCGUUGCCAGACAAAAAUGAUUGCGAAAUUAUCGUCGUGUCUAAACCGCUAACAGAGUACGCAGAGUAUAUAGAAGGACGACUCAAACGGUUGGGAAUAGUCGUGGAUCUACUUUUCCCGAUGGAGGAUGUUCCAAUCGGCAAAGUUUUGGGAAAUAUUGCUUCACGCGGCUGUCUGUACGCCAUACUCGUGACGCCGGAGAACCAGGAUCACAGGUCCCUGACGCUUACGAUCCUCCAUGGAUUACCACAAGAACACCGUAACAUACCACUGGAGGACGCCUUACAACUGAUGUCCCGCGACUUCCAAGAGGUGAAACGCGGCGGUCCUUCUGGAAGGGAGGCUGUCUACGCUCUGUUGGGGCAAUUGGCAGAUGGACGCACUCUAACAGUAUCGCAGUACGACAAAGUCAUCGAGUACUUGCAGGAUCGUCGGGAACAACAAUCAAAAGUAGAACUAGGUGAAUCCGGCCCGCCCAGCAAAACCCAAGUCGACUUGCAGCAGAGAAUACUUAGCAUUCUCAACGAUAAAAAAGUCGCCCCUGCGAUCGAACCCCCGAAACCGGAACAACAGAGCAAACUACUGAAUGACCCCACCGUCAGAAAAGCUUUAGAUUCAAUAUUACAAAAAAUUGUAUGAUAUUUUAUGUAUGAGUUUUAGGCUAAGAUGUCUGAAUAAUACAUAAUUAUAUGAAGCAGGAUAAGUUAUUUUUUUUAAAAUUAAAACUUAUUAAAUUUGCCCAAUCAGACAUCGAAUUCUAGCUUACUUAUUGUUUGGAACUCUGUUCCGUCAAAGCAAAAUUGACCUAAUGUUACUCAUUUCUGAGUCACAAAUUUUGUAAUCCUAUGAUUAUUUUACAAGAGCGCUCGAUGUACCGAAAUAAUAUGGCGUCUGGCUAAUAAUUUUCGUUUUAAAAUCAUACAUUUUAUACUAUUGAUUUAUAGUU
Pararge aegeria (speckled wood butterfly) is the source of this 1697-nucleotide messenger RNA. It is a transcript of the gene Neos, whose product is annotated as nuclear receptor coactivator 5. The transcript has 8 exons. The record is from RefSeq and is a predicted model, not a curated record. Gene Ontology annotation, molecular function: RNA binding. The coding region runs from base 146 to 1390 and encodes 414 amino acids. Lineage: Eukaryota; Metazoa; Arthropoda; Insecta; Lepidoptera; Nymphalidae.